Messenger RNA from Didymella exigua CBS 183.55, 908 nucleotides. RefSeq lists its product as uncharacterized. Bases 351 to 833 code for a protein of 160 amino acids. The record is from RefSeq and is a predicted model, not a curated record. The transcript has a single exon. NCBI's taxonomy places the organism in Eukaryota, Fungi, Ascomycota, Dothideomycetes, Pleosporales, Didymellaceae.
CUUGUGGAUUUCGCAGGUACACCGCUGUUUGUUGCGCUUUGCUGCGCGCGGCGACUGCGUGGUGCUAGACCGGGCGGGCACGGACGCUGGUGUGGGUUCACAACAUUGAGUCCGUCGAGUCCGUCAACUGAUGUAUAGACUAUGAAUAGGUUCAAGUUCGCGAGAUAAAGCGAUAACUCUGAACGAUGUUUUGUUGACGUGCGAUGCUCAAUGCGAGACUGUGCCACUAGUGAGGCAAUCCUUCGGCAAUGAGUCAGAUGUGACUGGUGAUCGUAUGCCGGGCAUAAGACCGCGCGCCGUUACAUUCUGCAUUGUUCAAGGCUCGCACUUCGCAAGAGUCCGCCACUUUGAUGAUCGAGCCGCCGAACCCAACCCAGGAUGCUGUCAAAACCGUGAAAAUCACACCGGCACGGCCAGCUGAGAUAUGGCUACAAACCCUGGAGUACGUCGACCAUCAGCACCUAUGGCUGUCUGUCCGCAAUGUCUGUCGCACGCACAAAGACUGCGUUGAGCGCCUCUUUACCUCCAAACAUCUGGCCAACUUAUCUAUCGCACUCUCUCUUCCACGACGCGACCCAGCAACGGUCGUUAAGGAUCGGUACACCCAGAAAUUCAUGGAAGAGCUGAAAGUGAACGGCACUCUGCCAAAGGAGCGGUUGGGAGAGGCGCCCGCCUACCUCAACAUGAGCACGUACUCAUUCACAGGCAUAAAGAUUCACAUACCGGUCCGGGUAGAUUGGGAUGAAGCGCGGAAGAUAUGGACCUGGGAUGUUGAAUGGCGGAAUGUACUAGGUGACUUCUAUGAUGCGAAAGAAAAGCGUAAAGCAAGGUGACGCAAACCCUGCAGUUCCGGUAGAGUGUGGUCGAAGGCAGCAUAGAUCUCAGAGAAAGAGGGCUUGAAACCAUGA